UACAAGAGAGACAACACAGCAUUUCAGACUGGGCACUUCCUUUUGCUGAACUUGCCUCACAGAACUUGGAGUUUGCCCUGAUACAUGAGUUUGGUGCCACAUUCUCUUGUUUGCAAUGGACAGACCUGUGAUAUAUGCUGAUUUAAACUUACCCCGGGAUUCUGGCCUUAAAAGUUCAUCACCCCCGUCUCCUCCUCAGGAUAUCUGUCAGUGUCCACGUUGGCAUCAAUUUGCUCUGAAACUUGGUUGUGCUGGAAUUCUUCUUCUUGCCUUGACUGUGAUUGUAUUGAGUGUUUCAGUGAUAUUCUUAGGACAAAAAUCAUCAAUAGAAAAAAGCAGUGUGGAUAUUCAAGAGAGAAGGAACGAAACAACAGAGAGACCAAAUCUGUUAAACUGCCCAACGGAUUGGCAUCUAAUUCAAGAAAAAUGCUUGUUUAUUUCUCAAAAUCCUAGCCCUUGGAAUGACAGUCUAGCUGACUGUUCCACAAAAGAAUCCAUUUUGCUGCUUAUUCGAGAUCAGGAAGAAUUGAAACUCAUACAAAAACUGAUAGAACAUGAAGGAAUUCUAUACUGGAUUGGAUUAAAUUUUACAUUACCAGAAAAGAACUGGAGGUGGAUAAAUGGUUCUUUUUUAAAACCUGAUGCGAUUGUUUUGGGGAUUAAAUGACAUAAUGUUGGAGAACUAGGCAGAUAUCAAGUCAAGAAAGGCCUGGGAAGCCACUGAGCACCUUUUGGAAAGGAAUUCAUCGACUUGGCAAGAUGAGUGUUAAAAAAGUUAUCUUGAAAAUUGAAGAAAAGAUCAGAAAGGUAGAAGAGAUGAAAAAAAUAGAGAAGACUUUUACAAUAGCCCAGUUGACAGCAGUUCAUAGUUUGACUAGAGCGUCCGCAUUAGGAAGAGAUUAGCUGCUCAGCUCCAAGGGGGCUGCGUGAAGAAACCGAACAAAAGAAAAAACAAAAGCUGUGAUGGAACCCUACCCACGGUCACAACUUCACUUUCUAUUUGAGACAAAUGGAUGGGUCUUGAACUCCUCUAAUCCUUGCAACCCAAUCCUAAUACUGCCUAUCCCAUUGUUUGACUUCUAUUCUCAUGUCCACCUGCAGUGAGCCAUAAGACUCACGCUUGUUUGAAACUAGUAGUAUAUUGAAGCAGACACCAAUCAACCUCUGUUUGGAAUG
Molecule: messenger RNA, 1176 nt
Organism: Equus caballus (horse)
Lineage: Eukaryota; Metazoa; Chordata; Mammalia; Perissodactyla; Equidae
Source: RefSeq, a predicted model, not a curated record